GCUCCAGGCUUCUUGCCGGGCCGGAGCGGCCGGAAAUCAAGGUCGCUGGCUUGAGUUGCUGGAGGCUGGGCUGGCGGGUGGCCUGAGCCGGCUAGUUACUACCCUGAGGAUGUCGGUGUUUCACGACGAGGUGGAGAUCGAAGACUUCGAGUACGAGGAGGAAACGGAGACGUAUUUCUACCCUUGUCCCUGUGGGGAUAACUUCGUCAUCACCAAGGAAGAUUUGGAGAACGGGGAAGAGGUGGCCACCUGUCCCAGCUGCUCCCUCGUAAUCAAGGUGAUCUAUGACCGAGAUCAAUUUAUGUGUGGGGAAACAGUCUCUGUACCUUCGACCAGCAAAGAGUUAGUUAAAUGCUGAAGAAAGCUUUGAAAACCUAAUUUAUACCAAAUAACCAGAGGAUGUGCCCAGGUGGAUAUUAAAUGUGAAACUGAAAACUUCUGAAUAACAAGAGGGGCUUUUUGGAUUUUUGUUUUUGCAUGCUUGCAGUGUGUUGCAAAGCAUAGCUUCUUUACAUCAAUUGCCACAUUAAUCUUGAAAAUAAAGAACAGAAGGGACAAAUGUAGAUUUUUAUAAUUGAACUUGAGUCUUAGUUUCAGUCAAAAUUUUUCAUUUUCCAGAAUUCGAAAGAAGAAUUCCGUCAGUUUAUGAUCUUAUAGUUUAAUCAUUUAUAUCAUAAAAAUUGUUAACUUUGAUAUUUGUUCUUUGCAAAGUAUCAUCUACCUCCAUAAUCAGUAGUAGCCACUGAUGCUCAUUUAAUUGGCAUCAACAGCAGAAACCUUGUCAGUAGCUGAAUCAUAAUAGUGCUAGGUACGUGAGUUGUCCUCUUGUUUUCUGUCAUAUCCUAACUUCAUUAAGUAAAAGCAAUGGAUAUGAAGAGGAAAAUAAGUGACCUCUAUCCUCAGAGGAUAAAAGUCUUCUGUGUCUUAGAUACUAGAAACAAGACUCAAUGCGAAAUUGCAAGAGACCUUGGAAUUCUCAUGUCAUGCUUUCUCAAAACUAAGAGGAGCAUAAAAAGGCAGGCAUUAGGGCUGGAUGAUAAGAAUAAAGUGGUGACCAAAGGGAAAAAAAUGAAAGGUGCAAGCCCCGUUGAGUCAGGAAGUGAACCAGUUGAUUAUUCCAAACCAGAGCCGAUGGUGUCCCUUUGUCUGAUCAUUUUCUAAAAGUAAAAGCUAGUGUAAUUGCACCAAGGAAGGUGGCUUUGUGUAUUUUGGUACCAUUACAACAUUGUGUCCACUGCAUGUAAAAAAAGGUGAAGCAUCUCCAUUAACCAUACCCAUUGCUGAAGAUCAUCUUUAAAAUGUGAGUGAGGCCCAGAUGACAACACUAGUAAGGACGCAUUUGAAGCAGGUGUCAUUUAUGUGAUUUACAACCAAGUCAGAUCUUAGCAGCCCUGAAAGAGGAAGCUUCUGUGGAGGGAGGGAAAAAAAGGCAUGUGGACAGUUUUUGCUGUUGUGAUGGUAGUAGGGAGAAAUUAGAGCCAUUUGUGGGGAAAUUGGAAAAUGCCCAGCUCAUGAAAGGCGUGAAUCAUCUUCCCUGUGAACACUGAGUUAGCAAACAUGCAUUGAUGACUAAAAAGUUAUUUUGGUAUUGACUUGUGCAAUUAGAAAAAGUGGCUUGCCAAAGUAGAUAUUUUGUUGCUGUUAAAUGUGCUGUGCAUACCCAUAUUUAAAUGAAAACAUGUGCACGUUCCUUUUCUGCCUGUCAGCCCCACAAGGCGUACCCAAACUUAAUAGGCCAAGGGAUGAUGAACUAAAAGUUGAAUAUCUGAAGCACUUGGUUACAUGGAGUGCAAAGGAAUGUAGCUGUUCUAGCAACAUAGAAAUGAUAUUUGAUUCAAUGAGGAGCCCCCUUGCUGCAUGGGACACGGUCUCAUACAAAAGCAAAGCCGACCUCGAACACCAGUGAUGGCUUGGACAAAAGGAGCGUCCACACUGGCUCAGACUAGAAUGAGCUACAAAGACAAAUGGAUUGUCCGAUCAGUGUUGAUGUUUUUGCAAAUGUUGGCUACCUCUGCUGUUAUUGUAUCGACGACAGGCACCUUUAAUGUGAAAUUUGUAUACAGGAAGAAAAGAAAGAAGCUUCUUGAGUCCGUGAAUCCUGCAAGAAGAGAAGCUAGGACAAUAUGAACAGUGAUUGAAUUUGUGAUAAAUUAGAGUGCUAUCAGUGACUCUGUCCACAGCUGCUGAGUUUGUGUUUCUGACCUGUGACCGGUUUCCAGUCACCUCAAAAUGAGCAAUUCUUUCCCAUUCAUUUCGUCUUUGACUUCCUUCUAGUAGCCUUCUUGUUCGUUGCAUUUGCAGCUCUUGAGCAUUAGCCAAGCUGCUGCCAGCCCAAGCUCUGCUUCCUGGUGCUGGCCUGCCAUGGCUACUCAUGGCUGCAGUUGGAUGAGGGUCCAUUGUGGGACUUGGAGAAAUUCUGAAGUGAGGAGUGUGCAGAUGAGAUGUAUGGAAGCUAGCUGGGGUCUGACCAGGGCUAGGGACAAGGUGAGGCUUCUGCAGUCAGGCAGUUCUGUGUCCAGAUUGGCAUGAGGGCAUGGAAGUUCCAAAAAUGGCUUUCCAGCUUUGCCUUUUUUUGUAUGGAAAAAUGUCCCAUCUCUGGCAUGAGAUGAGGAUCCUUCCUCCUUCCUGUGAUUUCCAGGAUGGUUAUGGGGGGAUGGGAGGGGGAGGAAGAUGAUAUCCUUUGCCUCUGAUGCUUAUCUGGGAUGAGGGAUGAGGAUCAUGGGAUUGGAAUGGCCUCCCCCUAACAAAGGGGAUGUGGUGGAUCUUACCUAUGAUUCCAGAUGCUAUGGGGUCAUUUAGGCUGAGGUGGACAUUUCUCGCUAUGUUAUAAUUGGAGAGACCUUUUUGACUGGUUUUAGAGGUUAAAAGAAAAAGUGAAAAACAAUUACAAGGUACCUACAAAGUAGUAAACAAUAUGGACUUGUGUCUUUCUCUGGGAGACCUGCCCCAGAAUUGCCUGGCAGUUACUAGAAGGACAACUUUGGGCAGUGAGGAUCAAAGGCCCUGUGAUGGAUGUACCGGAAACCUCAGGUUUACACAAGGGAAAUCUGCGCUAUUAUGUAUUCUGUAGGGGAGGGAAAAAGUGAUUCCUAAUACACAAAGACCCUAACAAGGGGAAAGGCCUAAAUUAUGGAGUUAUCAAUGUAUGUUAUAAAUGUCUAUGCAUAUAUAUAUAUAUAUUUUAUAGCAGGUAAUAUCAGUUCAUCUACAUUCCCCAGAGGAAGGGUGGCACUUGGCAGUUACAAAAUUUUUAAACAUCUUUAUAAUAUAAGAAAGGUCACAAAAACCACAAACUUAAUGCCAUGAAAUACAGCAGUCAUGGUUUAAUAGGCUCUACAACAUAGGCCCUGGGGUAGGCACAGCAGAGGCUGCAGUGUCUGAAUUAUGGAGAGGCCCAUUGUCAUUUCUGAGGGGUUGUUGGGUGUCACCUUGGUCUGACAGUUAAGCCAGAACAGUACAGUGAAAGUUGAGUGACACGAACUUUGGGAUUUAUUUCGCAGGCACUGUAAUAACAAUAAUAACUCACAUUGUGUAACACUUGAUAGUUUGCAAAGGACUUUCCUCACGACAUUUUCUUAAUAGUGUCACUGAUGUGUUUCAUUCUUCUGUACCUGUGUCCAUAUGAGCAUCUUUGUAAAGCUAAAUGUAAGUAGACUUAGAAAUUUUGAGUCUCCAAAACAAGUUCAGGGUACUUCGCCCUUUCUAAUCUUUUGUAUCCUAAUGAGUGGGUAUUUCUAAAGGAGGAUUUGGGGAAGCAGGGUGGUAUGGUACACUGUCCAACUAAGGGACCUGGAUUUGAGUUCUAGCUUUGUUACUAAUUCGCCGUGUGACAUUGGGUAAUUCUUAGAACCCAUCUAAGCUUCAGAUUCCUCAUCUCUAAAAGGAGCUGGUUAGUUUAGAUAGGUUCCCAACUCCCAUCCAGCUCGUAACAAUCCAUGAUUCUGUGUCAACAAAUUUAGGAUGAAUGCCAUUCAUUUGCUGCCCUGAACCAAAUUGAACUCAAAUAUUCAUGUUCUCUUUCAUGGCAAAUUAAGCUUAUUUUUUGAAAGUAGUUUAAUUUGAGAAAUUAAAUUUUUAAAGUUCCUUAAGUAAUUUCAGUUAACACAAUUGCGUUUAAUUGAAAGUACUAGAUGAACAUGAGGGUACCAGUCCCAGUGCCCAUGGAGGUAUCAUCAGUGUGAGAAUGAAGAGCAUAUUCAGUGAAAAGAUUUACUCCUUAGUCUGAUUUCUUUGAUCACCAUAUAAACUCAUGGGUUUUUGUUAUCCUCCUGUCCUCUUUGCCCCUGCCCAGAAGAGUAGUCUUCAUGACACUUCAGGAAAUAAUACUUUUGCAACUGAACUUAGUGUUCUAUAUUGUUUUUUAAAAGUUGGAUUGGAUUGGUAGUCUCAAUAAUAAUAACUGGCAUUUAUGUAGCACUCAAAGGUAUGGUAUAGUGGACAAAAAGCUGGCUUUAGAGAUGGGCAAUCUGGGUUCAGAUCUCUGACAUUGAUUGUGUGGCUUUGGGCAGUGCCCAAGCCAACUCUAGUUUGUAAAAUAGUGGGAAAUUUUCACUGGGAGUAAGUUUGGACUUGAGUUCUGUUUGUGCCACUUGAAUUUGAGUCACAGCUAUUCAAAUGGAAUGUAAUUGAGUGUCAGAAUGUUCUUUUGAAUGGAACAAAAGUGCUUAAUAUGUCUUAUAUAUCAUCUUUCUUUUUAGAGUUGAACCUUUUCAUCAACACUCAAGAUAAUCAGAGCGAAUUUAAAAUGUUGUGUAUAGUAAGACCCACCAAUGACUGUCUCCCUUUAAUAGCCUCCAUUAGGCCAUUGAUCUGUCGGGUCCCUAGUGUAUGUGGUUACAUGGUGCCAGUGCUUUGCUCACUAUGACUUAAUGUGUAAAGCAGUUGUUAUCGCUGUCUCAACUCCAAUAUUAUACCAAGACCGUAUUGUGCAAUAAAAGUGUGCGUGUCUAAAUGCAAAA
Trichosurus vulpecula (common brushtail) is the source of this 4958-nucleotide messenger RNA. It is a transcript of the gene DPH3, whose product is annotated as diphthamide biosynthesis 3. Gene Ontology annotation, biological process: protein histidyl modification to diphthamide. Gene Ontology annotation, molecular function: metal ion binding. The record is from RefSeq and is a predicted model, not a curated record. Lineage: Eukaryota; Metazoa; Chordata; Mammalia; Diprotodontia; Phalangeridae. Bases 110 to 358 code for a protein of 82 amino acids. The transcript has 3 exons.